AGACAGAAGUGAGAAACCUUUUGAGCUUUUGGUCAAGGAAUGACAAGGCUUCCAAAACUAUAGGUUAUUGGUUUUGCCCUUGAUUGCCUCCCAGAAGUUUAAGGUAACGCCCUAGUGAUAAAGAUACCAUGUGGAGGGCCACCCUCACAUCCUCCAUUGUUUGAUGGUGCCGAUAUCCGGCAGGAUGCACCUAGUAAAAGGGCAAUAUGCAAGCGCCUGGUAAAUUCCUCACUCAGGGGGACACGUAUGCUGUGGUACGUCAUCUGGCAUGUUUGGCAGCGACCAGCCAGAGAGUGACACGUCCUAGGCGAGGAUAGUUUCCUAUAUAAGGGAUGGUUUUUCCCUCACUCGGGGUCUCCGUAUUGUAAGCUUAUGCUCUCGCUCUCAAGAUGCAUUAAAGCUUUUCUGCAGGAGGAUCCUUUGUGUCCCGCGUCAUUCUUGCUGGCGAGAAGAAACGUGGGACAUUUGGUGCCAGAAACCCAGGAAAAAGACCUGGCCCUCGUCAGCACCUCCAGAGACCCCUUGGUGACAAGGAGGAUUCAGAACUGCAGCAUAAUGAAAAUCCAGUUUGGGUUCUGGGAUGACUUACUCGGAAUAUCAAGACAGAGGACCAAGAAGAUGACAACUCUGGUGAUCCUCAUGCUGAUCCAGGGAGUGCCAAUAAAAGUGCAGAGCGAACUACGGUGGGGAAUAAUGUCAACCUUCCCCCUCCCGAUGCUGGUGAUGUAUAAUGCCCAAGUGUUUCCACGUUUCUUUACUACCAACAAAGAAUUGGGACUAGCCUAUUUACCAUUAGAUUCCCAUAUAGAGCAAGUAAAAGAAAAUAGGACUAUUCCCCUUAAGGGCAGCCUCUGUUUUGGCAUAUUCAACAAAACAUCUUCUGAUCUUCCUUGUAUUAUGUUGAGUAAUCAAUCUUCUGCUUGGUUAAGGGAGGCCACAUGGGGAACUGGUGAGGAAGACAUUGUGGCUAACGCCACAGUUCUCUAUGGUUGGUGGCCUUACAUUAACUCCUCCACCUGCCCUCUCCGUCAACCAAAGUUGGCACCCUUUUGUAGAGGAACCCAGGAUGAAGAACUUACUUUGCCUUGGACUGGUUGCCAGUCCCGGGACUCUGCCUGGGCAGUCCAGAAUUUUUUUUCCUACUCCCCUGAUUUGGGAGGCGGAGAGAACUUCACCACCAUUGAUCCUAGAUGGUCCAAUAAUAAUCCCUUUGAUCAAUGGAUGCUUUGUGGCAUUAAUGGUAGCUGCACUGAUGUUAUGCCCAUGGCGAUGCUACUUGGAGGAAAGGGCGAAAAGGGACGGUUAUCAUUUUCCUGAACGGGGAAUAUCCACCCUUUAGCCUCUGUCUGGACAGCUACUCACAUAAAAUAUAAACCUUACUGGAGCACGAGGUUUAACCCUGCUCCGGUUUGUGUCUGGCUGCCAUUUGUGUGGAUUAUAAGUAAUGCCACUAAAGUUUUUAAAUUGAAUUGUACAGACGGUUCAUGUUUUUAUGCCCUGUGCUGGGAUGCUAGCCAAUAUUCCAUAGCGGUAGUUACCCGCAUGCCUCGCUUUAUCCCGGUCCCUGUUGAGACUCCGGGGACCCUGACCUUAUUUAGAGGAAAGAGAAAUUUUGGCAUCUCUGCAAUUAUUGUUGGCAUUAUUGCUACAACGGCAGUUGCUGCUUCGGUUACUGCCUCGGCAUUGGCCUUGUCAAACUCAGUACAGACAACCCAAACUAUCAAUGAUUUAUCAGCUACCGUCUCUGUGGCUCUGGACAGACAGGCCUCGGCUAAUACUCAGAUACAAGGAGGCCUCAUGCUUGUUAACCAACAUAUAGAUCUGGUCCAAGAGCAGCUAGACAUCCUGUGGCAACUGGCCCAGCUUGGCUGUGAACAAAAGCUCCCCGGCCUUUGUGUCACGUCUAUACAGUAUGAACAAUUUACCAAAGCUGCCAAUUUGUCUAAAACCCUUUCACAGCAUUUGUUACAGAAUUGGACCUCGGAUUUUGAGCAGACACUUAGGGAAUUGAGAGCGGCCAUCAUUCAAGUAAACUCUACCCGACUGGAUCUGUCUUUGACAGAAGGAUUGUCAUCCUGGAUCACCUCAGCAGUCUCUUAUUUUAAGGAAUGGGUGGGGGUGGGACUUUUUGGAGCAGUCCUCUGCUGCGGAUUAGUGUUACUCCUCUGGUUGUUUUGCAAAUUGAGAUUUCAAACAAAGAGGGACAAAAUUGUGAUCGCCCAGGCGCUUAUAGCCCUUGAACAAGGAGCGUCAGCCGAUAUUUGGUUGACCAUGCUCAAGCAAUAGGUCGCCGGCUGGACAGCUCUUGCACUCCUAGAACCUCGGUUCAUUGCACAGGAUUAGAGUGUCCGGCUUGAGCAGCCCAUGAGGGAUGACGAGCUUAGCAUCGCACAGGGAAGUUCUACCAAACACGCUCCCUGGAAGGCAUGUCAUAUUACAUGAGGGUAUCUGCCCCAGUUUUCCCUCCCUCAAAAAAUGGCAGUGCGACAGGCUGGGAGUGCCCUGGGUCUCAACAACAGCUUAAGGGUAUCUCUCUUGUACAGGUUCGCCAACUUUGUGCGAGGAUAUGACCUCUGCCUUCACCCUCCUAUUUAUGGGUGUCCUAUUUGCUUAUAAACAGAAAAGGGGGAGAUGUGGAGGGCCACUCUCACAUCCUCCAUUGUUUGAUGGCGCUGAUAUCCGGCAGGAUGCACCUAGUAAAAGGGCAAUACGCAAGCGCCUGGUAAAUUCCUCACUCAGGGGGACACGUAUGCUGUGGUACGUCAUCUGGCAUGUUUGGCAGCGACCAGCCAGAGAGUAACAUGUCCUAGGCGAGGAUAGUUUCCUAUAUAAGGGAUGGUUUUUCCCUCACUCUGGGUCUCCGUAUUGUAAGCUUAUGCUCUCGCUCUCAAGAUGCAUUAAAGCUUUUCUGCAGGAGGA
Messenger RNA from Rattus norvegicus (Norway rat), 2919 nucleotides. RefSeq lists its product as uncharacterized. The record is from RefSeq and is a predicted model, not a curated record. Lineage: Eukaryota; Metazoa; Chordata; Mammalia; Rodentia; Muridae.